CCCCAAACCACUUUCCCAACUCGCUUUAUUCCAUCGGGCAUACCUCACGGCCAGAAUUGGAAGGCGAUCUCUUCCAACGCCACUUGUAUAGGGUUCCUCGUCCCUCUCCCUCCCCCCUCACCAUUCGAGCUAUCUCAAAAGGUUAGCGAGGGGGUCGACCAGAAGCGGUUCGAAUAGAACGAAUUGGGCGCUAAUCGAAGCUCCAAGGAGGAGAAUGGCGGAGUUAGCGGGGAGUGAUACUUUUGUGGGGAACGCUGAUGAUGCGAAUUGGAUGCCGAAAGUGGAUAUGGAAUUUAAGACCGAUGAGGAGGCUUACCAAUUUUAUAACAAUUAUGCUAAGGUAGUAGGGUUCAGUGUCCGGAAAGCUUGGAUUAACCGGCGGGCAUCGGGAGUUGUCAUAUCGAGGACUUAUGUCUGCCAUAAAGAAGGUUAUCAGGGGAACAGGAGAGAUGAGAGUGAGGUGAAGAAACCCCGGCAGAAUGAACGGACUGGCUGCCUUGCACAUUUGACAAUCAAAAUUACAGAAAAUGGGACAUAUCGGAUUAGUGAAUUUCACCCAAUGCACAACCAUGAGCUUGUAGCACCAGGGAAAGCUCACGCGUUGAAGUCACAUAGAGUUGCAAAACGGUCUCGAGCUGCUGUUGCCGGAAUGAUGGCAUCACAGAAGGCGAAGAUCGAGUAUUUGGUAAGGCAAGCUGGGGGAUAUCGGCAGGUCAGGUUCUUCUCUGUGGAGGAUGCUGCCAACAAGAGUUGGGCACCGAAAGUCGAUAUGGAGUUUGAAAAUGACGAGAAGGCUUAUCAGUUUUAUAAUGAAUAUGCGAGAAGGAUUGGUUUCGACGUAAGAAAGGCUUGGAUUAACCGAAAAGCUUCAGGGGUGAUUAUUUCCAGGACAUAUGUAUGUUAUAAGGAAGGCUUUCAUGGAAACAAGAAAAAUGAGAGCCAGGUACAACAACAUCGACUGCGAUCAAGUGAGAGAACAGGUUGUCAUGCUCGUAUGACCAUUAAACUUGCUAAGAACGGUAGAUAUCGUGUGAGUGAAUUUUACUGGGACCACAACCAUGAGUUUGUGACAGCACGAACAGCUCACACAUUAAAAUCACACAGAACUGCUAACAGGGCUCGAUUUCAUGUAGUGAACUAUGAGGAUGACUCUAGGGUGGAACCCAUAGCUAAAGAUGAGAAUUUGAGUGAACUGACUGUUGCCAAUCAACAGGGCGAUCUUCUUCCUUCCCACUGUAAGAAUUAUUUGCAUGCCAAGCGUAAGGAUACCCCGAAGCCAGGAGAUGUAGGUGCUAUGUUGCAGUACUUGCAAGGGAGACAAGUCGAUGACCCUGCAUUUUAUUAUGCAAUACAUCUUGACAGUGAAGAUCAAGUAACAUGCUUUUUCUGGAGGGACGGGAGGUCUGCUGUUGACUAUGGCUACUUUGGUGACGUGGUCUGCUUUGAUACAUCAUAUAAAAUGAAUAAUUAUGGCAGGCCCUUAGCUCUAUUCUAUGGUGUAAAUCAUCAUAAGCAAAUUGUUGUUUUUGGUACAGCAUUGAUGUAUGAUGAUACUGAAGAGUGUUUCAAGUGGUUGUUUGAGACUUUCAAAAGUGCAAUGAAUGGAAAGGAACCAAAUGUAGUCCUAACAGAUCAAAAUAUGGCAAUUACCAAUGCUCUUGAUCUCGUUUGGCAUGGUACAAAACAUCGAGGAUGUGCGUGGCAUAUGUACCAAAAUGCAACAAAAUACUUGGCUCAGGUCUUUCAAGGUUCCAGGACUUUUGCAUCUGACUUCCGUAAAUGUCUCUAUGACUGUGAGGAUGAUGAAGAGUUUGCCUCAGAAUGGAUAAAGAUGUUAGAGAAGUAUGAUCUCAAAGAAAAUAUAUGGUUGAAGAAAUUGUUUGAAGAGAGGGACAAUUGGUCGGUGGCAUGUGGGCGAGGAAUGUUCUGUGCAGACAUGAGUAGCACUCAACGUACAGAAAGCUUGAGCAGCAUGCUAAAGGAGCACUUGAGACAGGAAAAUGAUCUCUUACAAUUCCUUGGGAAUUAUGAAAGAGUGUUGUAUGGACGGAGAUAUGAAGAAUUACUGGCUGAUCAUCAUGCCACUGAAAGUAACUCAUUAGUAGCUUCUUCACGAAUGUUGAGGCAAGCCGCAAAUAUAUACACACCAGCUGUCUUUGACAUUUUCCAAAAGGAGUUUGAGUUGUCACUCGACUGCAUGGUAUACAAUGCUGGCAUGGUAGAGACAACCUAUGAAUAUAAGGUUACAUCCGAGGGGAGCCUGAAAGUGCACUUGGUAAGACUAAACCCUCUUGAUGGUACUCUGGUUUGCAGCUGCAAAAAGUUUGAGUUUGUGGGAAUCCAAUGUCGGCAUGUCCUAAAAGCACUUGAUGUUACAAAUAUCAAAGAGCUUCCACUAAGAUAUUUCUUGAAGAGGUGGAGGAAGGAUGCCAAGGUCAUCUCCUUGAGAGACAUGCAUGGGCUUGCAACUGACAAUGAACUCAAGUCAACCAGAGUCAAACGUUUCAGCUCCCUGUGCCAUAUUUUUAGCAUAAUUACAUCUAAGGCAGCAGAAACUGUUGAGGGUUGCAAAUUUAUUGAAAGCCAGUCAGAUCAAUUGUUAGUUAGUGUAUACCAAAUUUUACAAACACAAUUAGAAGGACCUCAAUUUGCUUAAGUUUUUUUUUCCUGUUCUGCACUUUGGACUUUAUGCUUAAUAUUAUUAACUGUGGAUAUAUUUUUACCCGAGUCUGAUGCAGGAAGCUUUGAAUUUAACCAGAUAGUGUAAUUUUUGGAUUGCUUUUGCCAAGUAAUAUGCAUUGAGAUCAUUUGUGAUUGGCCAAAUCUCGUAGUUGACUGGAUAAUUAGUAGGGCAUGUCAUACCAACAUUUGACAUGGAUGAAGACUUUCUGAAGUAUUUAAGAUGCAUCGAGGAUUGGAGUGUGUUUAGGCCCAUGUGAUCAUUGGUCAUCUUUCAGUGCCAUUGAGGAUCCUACUCACUUGGACUCCUACCAAUAUUGGUCAAGACUGCAAUAUUUGACAAAUAUGAUUCAGUCAAAGGACUACAGUGUGGAAUAUUCUUGAGUCUGUUCUGUUAGUACUUUCAUCCUAUACAGUCACUUGGAGUUGGAGGCAACAUAACCCUCUUUCAUUACCAAUCUAUUUAUACUACUUAUAACCAUCUCUUUUGUGGCAUUGUUGAAUUUGUGAUGUAAAGAAAGAAACCAAGGAUGGUUUUGGUAUCUCCUUUCUUUUGAUCAGGUUUUGUUUAGCCGAAUAAGGGCCGUAGUGCUUGUAUUCUGACUUUUGGUGCUUAUGAUGCAGAUCGAAUUCAUAGAAGAAGAAUUUUAUCGUUACAAAUCUCAUACAAGAAAUAUAUAUCUCCAGAUUAACAUGAUGACCCAGCAAGGAUACUGGCUUUUGAAGAGUUUAGUUAAUAAAAAUAUGGUGGGGCUUCAAAGAGUUUGAUGUUUGAAGUUUCUCGCUUUAUAUUAUUGUUGACAUUAAGUUGCAGUUGGCUGGUUUACAUUGAAGUCUGCAUUUAGAGGAGGAAUGCUCAUUGACAUGUCUCAGGUAUGAUCUAUUGCUUUGUAUAAUUGUUUAGCUAAAUUCAAGUUAUUCUCUGUGAUGAAUAUUUAUUGAUCAUGCAGACGAUUAUUGUCCUUUCCGUGUAACAGAUUAUAUAGUUACCUUUUAACUAAUUUUGAUGGGCGUGCCCUUGUUAUUUGACUCAAUAAAUUUGGUUAUGCUGUAGAGAACGUCCCUAGUUUUAACUUUUACAAUAGAGCAUCUAAAUUUAUUUUUACUUUCUUGUCACAGGACCUUCCUCUAGACUAAAUGCUUAUUUUGCAUUUUAAAAAUCAUCAACUAAUUUUUUCUUUUUUUCACUUUUUCAGUUGGUCAUCUCAGUUUUUAACUGGUUGACCCCUUAUGUUGCUUUUGCUAUAAUUUUUUCAAUACAAAAAAAUCAAUUGAAAAACAAGGUUUUAAAUCUUGAUCUAGUACCCAAUGUGGGUUCUUGGGAGGAUUGGUACAGCUAGGUGUCCCAUGUAUCAAGUGGAGGUAGGGGAGGAAGAAGAGCAGGCAAAGGAGUAGAAGAUGUCAACAAUGAUACAAUGGAGAGGGGGUGGAGGUGGUGAUACCUGGAGAAGGUGGAGAGAGAAAGAAAAAGAAAGAGAGUCGGACAGAUGUGAAGUGGCUGAGAGAGAGAGAAAUAGACAGAGAAGAGAUAACUGCACAUAUCUAUAAUUUUCUGAAGGAAAAAAAAUAUAUAAAUUUGAGCACCACUACCAGGUGGCGCAACUCAUAUUUGGUGAAAUUGUUCAAAAAUGGUUUGGUUUAUGUUUUGAUUGGUUGUGAGACUGGUAAAUAUCAAUUAUUUUAAACCUUGUUAAAAAGUAAUGUAAUUCAUACAAAUAUGAGCAGACUUAAAAGGUUACCGCUUAAGCUAUCAUAACUGAGUUGUAGAUGAUUAAAUCGAUUGUCAACAAGGAUGAAACAUAAUUCUGAUGUAAUUUGAAACAAUUAGACACAACUUUGACACAAUUCAUUCUGGACUAGCACUAAGAAUGGUAGGAAAUAAGGCACCACUGAUAAAAGUUUAAAAAUAUUCAUAAAUAUAAUGUGUAUAAGAUGCAUUCAUAUGCAUUCUAGUGAUCACUAUUGCUUUAAGUUCAACAGGCAUACAAUUUUUUUAAUUGAGCGUGAGCCAAAUAUCAAAAGUUUGGACCUAAGAAUUCAAUAAACUAAUAGAUAAAAGCAAUUCAUACAAACAUCAGGUGGUGAAUUACCUUUUCAAAAAAUAUCUGCUACAUUGUUCCUAACAAAAUUAGCUAAUUUAUGGGCUGUGCAGUUAGAAUUUUUAGCUACAGGACUCUAUCCAGUGAAAGCAACAACCUUCACAUGGCGAAAGAUGUCUUGACACAAGUUUCUCAGGUGCCAAGGGAGAUGGGAGGGAUUGGACAACAUGAUGAGGUUCUGAGAAUCCGGUCUGAGCCAAGAAACAGGUUACUUGCUUUGCGGUUGGAACAUCCAGCGAUUAAAGUGUUUCCCUGUGUAUCUGUGAGAAUGAAGCCAAUUCCAUCAGAGGAACAAUUAGCCUUGAAUGAGCCAUCACAAUUUAGGAAGUAGAGAGUGUCGGCGAGAUCAUUGUCAGUGUUAGAAUGGUUAGUUUGGUUGCGAAAGUGGCUUUUGUUCAGCUUCUUCUGCAGGAGCCAAAGACAAUUAGGUAUAUUCUCUACUAGAAACGUAUGAAGGUGUUAUUCCAGUUCAUGCAAGAGUUAUUGGAGAUCAAGGGUUCCAGAUUCCUGCCAAAGUCUGUUACAGAAUCUAUGUUGACAGCAAAUCAAUAGCAAUGGCCUUGAAGAAGAUGGCAUCAACAUCAUAAAAUAUGGCUCCACUGCUAGAGCUCACAUAGGGAGAAAAUUCAUCAGCUGAAUUCAGUUUCUGCUGUUUCCAGGAAAAAGAUCACAGGUGAUCAAGAAAUAGAAUGAAUCAGUGGUAACUUGGCUACUGUGAGUUGGGCCUUGCUGAGUGGAACAGUUCUGACCUUUGUUACCAAUUUAGCGUUAAUGUUUUGCUUCAGAGAUUGCUUGCCUGACUGUUGUUUGAAGCUGAACAAGCUUUUCUACCAGUGAUACAUGUUCCAAGUAUUUUUGGAUUCCUAAUAGAAACCAAAUCACUUGGCUAACAAGGUUACUUCACUGGUAAGUAACUCCAAGUAAGAAAAAGAACAUUCCAGAAUUAUCUUAUGUAUCUUAAAGUUUUAAUGAUGGAAGGUAUAGAGAAAAAACACUCUCAGUGGCUUAAUAUUUCUGCCAGUAGAUUUAGAAAGUUUGAGAUGAAAGUUUAUGUAAGAACGUGUACAAGAAGUUUUGAACUGAGUUGAGAUGAUAUAUAAGAGAUCUAUUUCUUGUA
This is a messenger RNA of Musa acuminata AAA Group (dessert banana), 5895 nucleotides long. RefSeq names its product protein FAR1-RELATED SEQUENCE 12-like. Bases 215 to 2656 code for a protein of 813 amino acids. The record is from RefSeq and is a predicted model, not a curated record. Gene Ontology annotation, biological process: regulation of DNA-templated transcription. Lineage: Eukaryota; Viridiplantae; Streptophyta; Magnoliopsida; Zingiberales; Musaceae. The transcript has 5 exons. Gene Ontology annotation, molecular function: zinc ion binding.